Molecule: messenger RNA, 1910 nt
Organism: Prunus persica (peach)
Lineage: Eukaryota; Viridiplantae; Streptophyta; Magnoliopsida; Rosales; Rosaceae
Product: probable serine/threonine-protein kinase PBL28
Exons: 7
Coding region: 508-1599 (363 amino acids)
Biological process (GO): protein phosphorylation
Molecular function (GO): ATP binding; protein kinase activity
Source: RefSeq, a predicted model, not a curated record
UUUUUUUUUUUUUUGUGGCUUUGAGAAAUUGAAAAAAUGUAACUAAGAAGAGAGAGAGAGAGAUGUAGCAGCAGCUUCCAUUUCCUUAUCAAACAACUUCCCAUCCAAUGUUAAGCAAGCAAUACCAACUUUUUUUCCUUUUUCUCUCUUUUUCUUUUUCUUUUUCUUCAAGUAGCUCUUUUCUGUGAGAAAACUACUGUUUAGGUUGUUGGCAGAUGAUUUGUUGGGUACUCUCCUAAUCUAACUUCACUUGCUCUGUACGUACACUCUUGAGACAAUUCUCAUACCAUCCAAUCUCAGUUUCAACUUAAUAUAAUCAUUUUUUUGGUUCUUUUUUGUCUGUAUUUCUUAUUUGAUCAGCACCACGCUAGCACAUUAUGGGAAAUUUUCUUUUCUUUUCUGCUCUGCCAUGCAUUCUGUGAUGAGUGUCGUGGAUGAAUGGAACCAAUUCACUUUCUCCAUCCAAUUAUCUGAAAACAGAGAACCACACCAAAUUUAAGAACCAUUAUGCCUUUCAAUUUAGUCUCAGCAUGGAACAAGCGCCGGAGGUCCAAGUCACAUGACCACACAGACCCUUGGAUUUAUAAACCGGUGGAGUAUUGGCAACUUGAUGAUCAAGCCCCACAACCCCCAAAAAGACACCAUCAUGUUUCAUCAAUUUUCACACUCAAAGAAAUGGAAGAGGCAACAUGUUCAUUCAGUGAAGAGAAUUUGCUCGGAAAAGGAGGAUUUGGUCGCGUAUACCGGGGAACUUUGCGAUCAGGGGAGGUUGUAGCAAUCAAAAAAAUGGAGCUGCCACCUUUUAAAGCAGCCGAGGGGGAACGAGAAUUUCGAGUAGAAGUAGAUAUCUUGAGCAGACUUGAUCACCCAAAUCUGGUUUCUUUGAUAGGCUACUGUGCUGAUGGGAAGCAACGGUUUCUAGUGUAUGAAUAUAUGCAGAAAGGGAACCUACAAGAUCACCUAAAUGGGAUUGGGGAAGGAAAAAUGGAUUGGCCUCAAAGGCUCAAAGUGGCACUUGGAGCGGCAAGGGGCCUAGCAUACCUCCAUUCCAGUUCUGAUGUUGGGAUACCUAUUGUUCACAGAGAUUUCAAAUCCACCAACAUUCUUUUAAGUGCCAACUUUGAAGCAAAGGUAUCCGAUUUUGGGCUUGCCAAGAUGAUGCCAGAGGGCCAGGAAAUAUAUGUGACUGCUAAAGUACUUGGUACAUUCGGCUAUUUUGAUCCCGAGUAUACAUCGACUGGAAAACUCACUUUACAAAGUGAUGUUUAUGCAUUUGGGGUGGUUCUUCUUGAACUUCUGACUGGACGUCAAGCUGUUGACAUUAACCUGGGACCAAACGAUCAAAACCUAGUGGUACAGGUAAGGCACAUACUGAAUGAUCGGAAGAAAUUGCGUAAGGUGAUAGAUUCUGAGCUGGGUCGAAGUUCAUACACCAUGGAAUCUAUAGCUAUGUUCGCAAACCUGGCAUCACGAUGUGUACGUCGUGAGAGCAGUGAGAGACCCUCCAUGGCAGAAUGUGUUAAAGAGCUCCAGCUGAUUAUCUAUACAAAUGCGAAAGGCUUGGGAGCGGCCACAACUCCUAAUAAAGCCAUGUUCUAGUCGGAGGGUGAAGACUAUGUACAACAAAAUAGAGAUCCCUUACUUCUUCUAAUAAAAGAGUUGUAGAAUCUUCAAAGCUUGUGGACCUAUGAUCUUAGAAACAAGACCCAAAAAGAGCACUUGAUAAGGAUUGAGAAGAACAGAAAUGCAAUGAGUGAAUAUAUCAGAUAAAAACAUCAUCCCAAAAAAUGAUCAAAUUGAAGUUGAUUUUCUUGUAUCAUUCUGUUAAUUCAGGGAAUCUAAAUUAUACACUGUUAAUUCCGGGAAUACAUAACUUUUAGUAUAUAUAUAUUUCCGUUUUUGAGUUUACA